Messenger RNA from Bactrocera oleae (olive fruit fly), 1816 nucleotides. It is a transcript of the gene BckdhB, whose product is annotated as Branched chain keto acid dehydrogenase E1 subunit beta. Lineage: Eukaryota; Metazoa; Arthropoda; Insecta; Diptera; Tephritidae. Gene Ontology annotation, biological process: response to nutrient; branched-chain amino acid catabolic process. Gene Ontology annotation, molecular function: catalytic activity. The record is from RefSeq and is a predicted model, not a curated record.
CCAUUUGGGAUAGCAAAAUGUAAAAUUUGUUUCACUCCAUCUCAGCACAGAGAAAAAUGUUAUCGUUUGACAUAACUUUACCCUGCAUUUAAAUUUUUAAAAACAACUCAUUAUAUCGUUUAUAAAAAGAAUUAAAUAAUCAGCAUAUACAUAGUUUAGAAAAUCACUUAAUUCUGUUGUAUUGUGCCCGUAAGGCAAGUAUAUUUAACUUAUACUAAAACAACAGACGCAAUGUUUUAUGAGGAGCCUAUAAGUAUGAAGAUGUAUGUUAAUAUAUCAAUAAAAGAACUAAUGCUUGUUUAGAUUUCCUUAUCCCUUUUCCCAAUUAUAAAUAUUAAUUAUAUUAAUAGUUUUUUUUAUUAAAUUCACAUUUCGCAAAAAGUAAGCACAUUGGCAACAAUUGCGAACAUAUGAUCGCUCAAAACGAUCGUUAGCUUACAUAACCUCAGAAAGAUAACAUUAAGCAUAACACCAAAACCAAAUUUUUUUGCAACAAAAUACAUAUGUAUAUAUUUUUUAACAAUAUGAAGAAAUCUUUUUUGCCAUUAUUGAACACACUGAAAUCUCGUACUACAGUUCCAUGGUAUCGCUCUCAUUUUACUUAUUAUCCUGACAAGUCACCGAAAGAAGUUAUUUCCAGUGGUAAUGUUACUGAAAAAAUGAAUAUGGUUCAAGCAAUCAACAAUGCUAUGGAUUUGGUACUUGCAAAAGAUCCAACCGCAUUACUUUUCGGCGAAGAUGUAGGCUUUGGCGGUGUCUUCCGAUGUUCAGUUAACCUACGUGACAAGUAUGGGAAAGACCGUGUUUUUAAUACUCCACUAACCGAGCAGGGAAUAGCUGGAUUCGCCAUUGGUAUUGCUAAUGUUGGAUCCACAGCUAUUGCGGAAAUACAAUUUGCAGACUAUAUAUUUCCUGCAUUUGAUCAGAUUGUCAAUGAAGCGGCAAAAUAUCGGUAUCGCAGCGGUGGCCUAUUUGAUUGUGGCUCUCUGACAUUUCGAGCACCUUGUGGAGCUGUAGGUCAUGGUGCUCUUUAUCAUUCUCAAAGUCCCGAAGCAUACUUUGCACAUACACCUGGUCUUAAAAUUGUAGUACCUAGAGGACCAGUGAAGGCUAAAGGUUUACUUCUAGCUUGCAUACGGGAUCCUAACCCAUGUAUCGUAUUUGAACCAAAAACACUUUAUAGAGCCGCUGUUGAGGAAGUACCUACUAACGAUUACGUGUCAGAAUUAGGCAAAGCUGACGUGUUGCUUAAAGGAAAAGAUGUCACUCUGAUUGGUUGGGGUACACAAGUGCAUGUACUCUUGGAGGUGGCAGAAAUUGCAAAAAAAGAACAUCAAAUAGAUUGCGAAGUGAUUGAUUUAGUAUCUAUUUUACCGUGGGACUGUGAUACAGUGUAUAAAUCCGUAAAAAAAACUGGGCGCGUUAUUGUGGCUCACGAAGCACCUCUAACUCAAGGUUUUGGUGCUGAGUUAGCUGCUUCCAUACAAGACAAAUGCUUUUUGCACUUGGAGGCACCUGUAAAGCGCGUUACCGGCUGGGAUACGCCAUUUCCACAUGUAUUUGAAACAUUUUACUUGCCUGACAAAUAUCGUUGCCUAGCGGCCAUAAAAGACUUAGUGAAUUAUUGAAACUCGACGUUAAAUUUCAACGAUAUUUAUUAAUGACGCUUAAAUUUUGGAAACGGAUGCAUUUAUAUUUGUUUAUACAUAUAUUUUUACGAAUUUGAUUAUCUACUUUUAAUGGUAACAUGUGCAAUUAUUUUACGUAAUAAGUUUAGAAGUUUAAUAAAAAAUAAAAACAAACUGCUCACCACUAU